Priceomyces carsonii is the source of this 828-nucleotide messenger RNA. RefSeq lists its product as uncharacterized. The transcript has a single exon. The record is from RefSeq and is a predicted model, not a curated record. Lineage: Eukaryota; Fungi; Ascomycota; Pichiomycetes; Serinales; Debaryomycetaceae. The coding region runs from base 1 to 828 and encodes 275 amino acids.
AUGCCUGCUCAUGGUCUUAAGAAAGGUCCAAUGGAGGCAACUAGAAAAAGGAGACGAGAGUUUUCUCAAUCACCUAGCUAUAUACCGAAAGAUGACUUUUUGAGAGAUAAUCCCACCAGGUUAGACCAGAUGGAUGUUCCAGAAGAUAGUAAAGUGCUUAAUACUUUGAAUAGAAUUGGCCAAAGGCAGAUAAAGGAUAACAGAAAAAAGCACGGGACCUUAAAUAUUGUCUUAGGUUUGACGGAAGCAGAGUACUUCGAAUGUCAAGAUGUGGAUUUCACCAAAAUUUUAAACCAAUCUUUUGGUGUUGUCAAUUUCAAGAUUUCAAAAGCGAUCGUAGGAACAAUAGAAAGGAUUCUUACUAUCUCGGGAGAUACAUUAUUAGUUUCAAAAGCUGCAGUCUACAUUGCUUUCCUAUUGCUGGCAAAAAUAAAUCGUAUAAUCAACAACGAAUUAUAUACAUUAAAGUCAAAUAAUUAUUCAUUAACUUUAAUAGUAUCACUGAAAUGCCAAUCUAGAAUUCAUCAUGCAUUAGAGGCACAAAAUGGAAUAGAAUUUGAUUCUUCAGAAAGUUAUGGUUAUAAUGGGCAAAUUGAUUUGCAACUAAUACAAAUUAAAGGUGACUUCUAUUCAUUGCUUGGUUCUUUAAAUGCUAUUAUAAGUUUAGAUGCCGAUAAAGUGGAUAACAUUACACAAGAAAAGAUACUAGGCAUGGCUUGUGACCCUAACCUCUUUCAAAUAAGUCCUGAAAAGGAGAAGAAAACUGAAAAGAAAUUUUCUCAAGCACUCAACUAUAUUUAUUCAAAAUCUAUACUACAGACGGAAUAG